UCAUGAGGUCAGAGCCGUGCAGGAGCUCCGGGGCUGCAGCUGCAGUCUCUCCAAACAACCAGCAGCCACAGCAGCGACGGGGGAAAGAUGGCGACCCGAGUCCUUCAAAGUAUGGGCAACGGCCUGAAACACACCAAACAGGGGCUCCAGGCCAACGGCCAGGGCACGGUCAUCAUCAGGAGCCUCUCGGCCUCCCACAACAGGAACCGUGAGGACAGCUGGUUCAAAUCUCUGUUUGUUAGAAAGGUUGACCCCAGAAAAGACGCUCACUCUCAUCUCCUCGCCAAGAAGGAGGACAACAACCUGUACAAAAUACAGUUUCACAAUGUCAAGCCAGAGUGCCUUGAUGCCUACAACAAACUUUGUGAGGACGUUUUGCCUUCCAUUCAUGCCGACCCUGAGUACCCUUGUGAGCUGGUGGGCACCUGGAACACGUGGUAUGGAGAGCAGGAUCAGGCAGUUCACCUGUGGAGAUAUCGGGGAGGAUACCCGGCCCUCACCGAUGUCAUGAACAAACUCAGGCAGAAUAAGGAGUUUAUGGACUACAGAAAUGAGAGGGGGAAGAUGCUGCUGUCCCGCAGGAACCAGCUGCUGCUGGAGUUCAGCUUCUGGAACGAGCCGGUUCCCCGCUCAGGACCCAACAUCUACGAGCUCCGCUCAUACCAACUCAGGCCAGGAACGAUGAUCGAGUGGGGAAAUUACUGGGCUCGUGCCAUCGAGUUUCGCCAGCAGAACCACGAGGCAGUGGGAGGCUUUUUCUCACAGAUUGGAAGUCUCUACAUGGUUCACCACCUAUGGGCUUACAAAGACCUUCAGUCAAGAGAAGACACCAGAAACGCAGCCUGGCAGCAUGAAGGGUGGGACGAGGUGGUAUAUUACACAGUUCCUCUUAUUCAGCACAUGGAGUCGAGAAUAAUGAUUCCCAUGAAGAGCUCACCCUUGAAGUAACCCCUCACCCACCAACGCCAAGGGGACGUUCAACAAACUCAACAACCACAGCGACUACCACACUGAUCCAUAGAGUGUAACCAACUAUCGGGAGUGUGCACUGCCAGGGAUUUCAGAGCAACAUCAACAUGUAAUUUCAGUUUCUUUGUUUUCUUCUUUCUUGAUUUCUUUAUUCCCCUUUUCUGUGUGGGCCUAGAUUGUCUUACUGCAGGUGAUAUUGUCAAAAUUACUAUCACAGAAUUACUAUCACAGACUAUCUGUUACAGCAGUCAAAUUGUUACUGAUCCAUAAAUGUGCUGUGUAGAUGAAACAUUUGAUGCUCUCCUCCUCUUCACUGUCUCCAUCAAGGGUCAGAUUAUAAGAGACUUGUCUGAUGUUUUUUUUUUUCCCCCUGAAGAUCUAAAAACCACUUAGACUGCUGUUUUUGGUUAUUGAGAUACCGGGCAGGGUGUGACUAGGAUGUUUUAGUAAUUUUAGUGCAAGUUAAAGGGGCUAGAAACCAGAUUUUCCAAAAUCUCUUGGAAAAAUUUGAUUGUCUUUUAUAAAACUAUCUUAUGAAGCAAAGCUGAAAUGUGCUGCAUGUGACUUUUCUUACACAUCAAUUUUAGCCCUGAUAGUUGCACUAACAAUUAUGACAAAUGCUUUCAAAUCCCGCCUCCAGUAUUUCACAAUUAAAACAGCCCAAGGCUGUUUUGGAUCAACAAAACUCUCAGUUCCUUAGUUCUUUUUUUUUUUUUCUUUUUUUUUUUUUCUAUAAAUUGGAUGAGUUUCUUAAGAGUGUUAAUUGUCAGCUGCAGGGUGAUGGUCAGUUUUUGAAAGACUAGUAUGUUUACAGAUGAAAGAUUUAGUGCUCUAUAAUGCAGCUGAGUUGAUUCUGCUGAGUUGAUCUUGAUCCAGUCCACUGAUUCUUAUUCGUAAUUGUGGUUCAGAAUCAGUUUAUGGAUAAAAGGAGUUAUAACUACAUUGUUACCAGGACAAACAGAAGUUGAGGUUCACAAGCACACGUGCAGGUGCAGUCCUGUCGUGGAUGUUCCCGUGGGAAGAGGGGAACUUCUCUGGAUCUCCAGUAGGAGUCCUGUUGCAGCCUUUGUGUCUUCUGUGAAACUGACCACAUCUCCAGGUUGUUUGCUAAUUUUGAGAUCGUGACACUUCUGACUCCUGCAACAAUGGAGAGGAGGCUAAGAGGAUUGUUGAUAAAUGUUACAAAAAAAAAAUGUUUUUGACAUAAGGAAAACCAAUCAGGACCUACAAACUGCUGUACAUUGACCAGUAGGCUUAUCCCUAUAUCAUCAGUCAUUAAAUGUAAUGCCAACCGGGUGGCUGUGUGCUAUAACUGAGAUGAAUGUGUUUUUUUUUUUUUUUUUUUUUUUUUUAAUGGUCGAUUGUAGAUAAAACAUAGUGGGCUUAUUGGCCAAGACAGAGAUACGGUUAAUCAUUUAUUUGUAAAUGAGGUGGGGAAUUCUAAAUCUAUCAUGUGUUGAUAAACAGGUGGACAGGAGAAGAAUAUCUCUAUGGUAAAUGUGAAAUGCAGUGCUUUAAUAAGAUUAGUUGUACAUAUUGAAGUAAACUUCGGAUGAAAAUGGAAAAA
Molecule: messenger RNA, 2536 nt
Organism: Myripristis murdjan (pinecone soldierfish)
Lineage: Eukaryota; Metazoa; Chordata; Actinopteri; Holocentriformes; Holocentridae
Product: protein NipSnap homolog 2
Exons: 10
Coding region: 88-948 (286 amino acids)
Cellular component (GO): mitochondrion
Source: RefSeq, a predicted model, not a curated record